Doryrhamphus excisus (bluestripe pipefish) is the source of this 698-nucleotide messenger RNA. RefSeq names its product golgi transport 1Ba (gene golt1ba). Lineage: Eukaryota; Metazoa; Chordata; Actinopteri; Syngnathiformes; Syngnathidae. Gene Ontology annotation, cellular component: membrane; endoplasmic reticulum. The record is from RefSeq and is a predicted model, not a curated record. Gene Ontology annotation, biological process: endoplasmic reticulum to Golgi vesicle-mediated transport; retrograde transport, endosome to Golgi.
CGAGGGUGUGUUUCCGGAAAACGUGGCUGUUGCUGCAGUGGCAGCUGUCAUCUGGAGUAUAAUACUUUUUAGAUGAGCACUUAAAAAUUGUCUUUUACGCUCGGUCGUCGAGUUUGUGCCAAGAUGAUAUCCCUAACGGACUCACAAAAAAUCGGAAUGGGAUUAACAGGCUUUGGCGUGUUUUUCCUCUUCUUUGGGAUGAUCCUGUUCUUUGACAAAGCACUCCUGGCGAUUGGGAAUAUCCUAUUUGUUGCAGGACUGGCCUUUGUCAUUGGCCUAGAAAGGACCUUUCGUUUCUUUUUCCAAAAGCACAAAAUGAAAGCUACCGGUUUCUUCCUGGGGGGUGUGUUUGUAGUACUCAUUGGCUGGCCCAUUAUCGGUGUCGUGCUGGAGAUAUACGGCUUUUUCCUCUUGUUCAGAGGCUUCUUCCCUGUGGUGGUCGGCUUCAUCAGAAGAAUACCUGUCCUUGGCUCCAUCCUCAACCUUCCCUUCAUCAGUGCAUAUGUGGACAAAGUGAGCGAAAGCAACACGAUGGUAUAACACAGGCAUCUCGUACGCAUGGACGGCUUCGUUUGAACAUAAAAGAUUUUACACAGGAGCGAAAUCUGCCAUGGGGCCCUUUUGAGGUUGCUCUGGUGACGCAUACGGAUCAGGACUCCCUCCUGCACACGGAACAUGAAGAAGGACUGUUAUGUCGC